Leptidea sinapis is the source of this 2428-nucleotide messenger RNA. RefSeq names its product peptide chain release factor 1 (gene mRF1). Lineage: Eukaryota; Metazoa; Arthropoda; Insecta; Lepidoptera; Pieridae. The record is from RefSeq and is a predicted model, not a curated record. The coding region runs from base 101 to 1291 and encodes 396 amino acids. The transcript is spliced from 2 exons. Gene Ontology annotation, biological process: translational termination. Gene Ontology annotation, molecular function: translation release factor activity.
UGAACAUAAUGUUUUGAUUCUAUGUAAUUGUUUUAACAUAAAAUUUCUUUAGUUGUUUGUAAAUUUAUUAUUUAAAUUAUUAUAUAUUUAAUCACAGAUCAUGUUCCUUGCAAGAAUACCUUCUGUUAGAGCCUUAUUAUAUCGGGAUACUCUUCCUAUAAUAUGUAAAUAUUCUUCACAAAAGAGCCUAAAUCUAUCCGAACCAGCAAUACAAACUUAUCUUAAGCAUUUGAUGAUAGAAUAUGAUGUACUUCUCACGAGGGCAAGAAGAACUGUAGAAGAAUCAAGGCGGCUUUAUGAAAUCAAGCCUAUAGUGUCAGUUCUUGAACAGCGUAUCACUCUUUAUGAUAGUAUAGAAUCUCUCAAAGACCUCAAUAAAAAAGAAGAGAAAGAUGAAGAAAUUAAGGAUAUGAUAAAGGAGGAGGCUGAGAUAUACCUUGCAAGACUGAAAGAAAUAGAUGGAGACUUGCAAACUAUACUUCUUGAGCCUUGCCUAACCAAUGGUGGAGUUAUGUUGGAAGUCACUGCAGGUGCUGGCGGUCAAGAGGCCAUGUUAUUUGCUCGAGAACUUUUUGAUAUGUAUGAAGCAUUUGCACAGUAUAAAGAAUGGGAAACUGAUCUUGCAUCUCUAGAAGUGUCUGAUAUUGGUGGUGUAAGAAAAGUAUCCAUGAUUAUUAAGGGUUUUGGUGUGCCAGAACUAAUGAUAAUGGAAGCGGGAGUCCAUAGGGUUCAGCGGAUUCCUGUUACAGAAAAAGGAGGUAGAAUACACACUAGUACAGUGUCUGUUGCUGUAUUACAGCUUCCCACUGAAAUAGAAUUGGCGAUUCCUGAUAAAGAUAUAGCAAUUGAGACAAAGAGAGCAAGCGGAGCUGGUGGACAGCAUGUUAACACAACAGACAGUGCAGUGAGAAUCACUCAUAUACCAAGUGGACUGGUGGUUGAAUGUCAAGAAGGAAGGUCUCAGAUUAAAAACAGACAGAUUGCAAUGGAAAAACUAAGAACAUUAUUGUUACAAAAGCAAGUUGAGGAGCAGUCUUCAAAAAUUAACAGUGAGAGAAAAUCACAGAUUGGUUCCAGUAAUCGCAAUGAGAAAAUCAGAACUUACAACUACCCUCAGGAUCGAGUGACAGAGCACAGAGAGGGUGCAAUCAACAUCCCAAGUCUGAAGGUAUUCAUGGAAGGUGGUGAGCAACUUGAGAAGCUUCAAGAUUCCUUAUUACGUCACCAGAGGUAUGAGGUUCUUAUGGCUGAGAUCAAUGAGCUUAUUAAGAAAAAUACAGUUCAGAACUAAAGAAUAAAUCUUAGGAUUCCAUUGUUUUGUCCAUGUAUAAUAUAUGAAAUACAAGGUGAUGUUAAAUAAAGUGCUUAAUGUUUAAAAUUUUUAAGUAUAUACCGCUACAUAUAAGUUCAAUGCUGAGAAAAAAAUUGAAGUUAUAACCUUGUUGUGAUAAGUUUAUACUUAAUUUUAUGCAAUAUCAGUUUUCUUGUUAAUAGAACAGGUAACUUAUAUUUUGUUGUUAAAAGAAAAUUAAUUUCAAUAUGUAAGAUAAUAGAAAAUAAUGUAAAUCUUGGUUUUUUUAUUAUUCUCUUUGCAUUUCCAAUCUCACCUAAGCCUUUGAAAAGAGAUAUUAUAAUUAAUAGUCAAACUUCUCUAGAAAAUCUGGUGUAUUUUUAAUAUAUUGAAUUUGUUAAAGUUUGAUGCUUUACUGAAUAUUUGCGGCAUCCUAGUAAUGCUUCACUGUGGUUUAUGCUUUCGUAUAAAUUAUAAACUUAAAACACAUACUUCAUCAUAUAAGAUAGAUUAUUGUGAACAGCAGACUCCAAUAUAUCUUAUUUUAUCUCCAUUUGGAUAAAAUUUCCGAAGACUCCCUUCUCAGUGCUCACUUCAUUACUCACCUUUAAUGUUCCAAUCACCUUUGUGCAAAAUUUCCUGACCAGGCAAUGAGUCUGUAACUAUUACAGAUAUCAAAAAACUUUAAACUGAUAUUGAAAGUACGUAACUGAAACAGUAAAAUGACAUCAAUAACUUUUUAAAAAUCAGAUCAAUCAAUCAAUCAAAAUUUUGUUUUACUGAUGAGGUAAUGUACUUUCAAUAUCAUUUUAAUGAUUUUUGAUACCUUUUUUUUGUAUAUGAAACUACAGGACGUUCAGCUGAUGGUAAUAUAUACGCCCGCCAUUAGCAGUGCCGCUCAGGAUUCUUGGAAAUCCCAAAAAUCCUGAGCGGCACUACAAUUGCGCUCGUCACCUUGAGAUAUAUAGUCACCUAUCUGUAAUAGUUAUUGAAUAAUUGCCAUCUAUAAAGAAAUACUUUAAAUGCCAAUGAUUGUUUUAGUUUUUGAAGUAUUUAUGUAGUGGCUAAUUAGGUUAGUGCUGUUCUAAAAUAAAAGUGCAUUUUUUACAAUAAAUAUUUAUUAAAUACAGAACAUCU